ACACACCCUGCACAGUACGGGCAAACUGCUUUACAACAGACACCAGAGGCUCACACUAACUUACAGGGAGUCAAAUGGAUUUUCUGAAGCAGGCUGAAGAAAUUGCCUCCACUGCCAAAUUUGGAGACUUGAUAGAAUUUUCCUACCCUAUCGGAUACUCACACUGGGGAGUGUACGUUGAAGAUGGUAAUGUAAUCCAUUUUGCUGUUGCAGAUCAGGGGCAACUGAUGAGCAGCAUACGUUCUUCCUUACAAGCAAUCUUCCCUGUAUGUGGUGACCUUCUUCUUGGGGAGACCAAGAUCCGCAGAGUGCCUCUUUGUGAGGUGAAUGUCCCGAAAGGAACUCAUGCCCUGAUCAGUAACAACCGCCAUGCCUUCACACCAUCAGCACCUGAGGAUAUGAGGCUACGGUGCGAUGCCCUUCUUGAUAAGGAAUUCCCAUAUCAUCUUUUCACUCUCAACUGCGAGCACUUUGCCACUUUUGUACGCUAUGGAAAGGCUGUGUGCAACCAGAUUCCUACAAGACCCAAGAAUGUAGAGUGUGUGAAGGCAACUGCAACCUUCAAAGACAUUGUCAGUGCCAAAGAAACUGCUCAAGACCAUUUUGAAUGAGCCCCCUGACUAUCUAUUUUAACACAUGGAAUUCUAUUACUUCAUUCAAUAACUAAUUAAAAAAAACCUUUUCAUUUAUUGUGCAUCAAGAUUUUGCAAUCAAAUAAACAAACUAAAAACAAACAACAUAGUCUCAUUCAAACAGUACAAGUCUAGAUGGAUACAGUCAUUUGGAAGAAAUGUUGUUGAUUUUUUAGAAUUAUACACUGAACACUGAGAUUUUAACAAUUUCCAAUUUAUCCAUCAUUUAAACAAGGUAACACUGUGUCAUCAGCAAAAAGCCCAGGAGUUACAGAGAGGGAGGUAGUUAUCCUGCUUCAGUAUCGGUAGAUGCUUUUAUUAUCCUUUAAAUAAUGAAUGAAAUCAAUUGUUUAUUUAAGUGUUACAGAAGCAUUUUCAGAAAUAAUUGUAUGAUGUGGUCUUCAACGACUCUGUGAAAGAAGAGCAAACGACACAACCUAAACUAACCUACUCAGUCACAGCUUUAAGUGAGCAGCUAUGUUGCACAAAGAAAUAAAAGCUACUAUUUCUGAGAACUCAAAUUACCUAAAAAAAAUCCUUUAUCAGAUCCCACAGAAUAACAGCCCUGACCAAUCGAUACCUGAUAGGUCUGCAAUUUCUGGUCACAGGCCUUUUGAUCUCUUUCUCGCAUCUCUGUCUGCCCUCCAGACAUUUAUGAUAAUAAAAUAAUGUGUGAAACUGGA
Molecule: messenger RNA, 1315 nt
Organism: Perca fluviatilis (European perch)
Lineage: Eukaryota; Metazoa; Chordata; Actinopteri; Perciformes; Percidae
Product: phospholipase A and acyltransferase 2-like
Exons: 4
Coding region: 75-611 (178 amino acids)
Biological process (GO): N-acylphosphatidylethanolamine metabolic process
Cellular component (GO): cytoplasm
Molecular function (GO): A2-type glycerophospholipase activity; glycerophospholipid phospholipase A1 activity
Source: RefSeq, a predicted model, not a curated record